ACUGACUCGCCAAUGAACCUGUAACUCUAGCAUAACACUCUGCAGCCACUGCCAAAUGCGUAUCCUUCGGAAAAUGUCAGACGUGGGGGGACGGAUGUGGAGACAUGGGAACGCUAGAGCGCGAACUCACUGACCCAAUGACCAUCAAUGCUGGUUUCUACUUCCGAGGCUGCCACGGCUUAGUGAAGGCUGAUCGAUGGCCGAAUAUCCGCGCACAUAUUCAGAAAGGAGAUAAAUAUGUGGAAGACAUUCGCUAUUCUGAACAGCACCCUCGCAUCUCAACAGCACCACCAAAUCACUCCAUUCUCUUCUCCAACAGCCUCAACCCCGACAGGACCUCAACAUGAAGUACUUCACUCUAUCCAUGAUGACUGCCCUUGCGGCGGCUUCGCCCAUCUCCUCGGCGGCUCAGUUCUCAGAGAACGAGAUACAGGCGCGUCAGUUCGGUUUCGGCACUACCACUCGAAACGAACUUGAAGAUGGCCGAGCUGGUUCUUGCCCAGAGGCAAUCUUCAUUUUCGCCCGGGCUUCCACUGAGAGUGGUAACAUGGGCGCUUCUGCCGGCCCUGCAGUAGCCAGCGCUCUUGAACGCAACUAUGGUGCCAGCAAUGUGUGGGUCCAAGGUGUUGGCGGACCAUACUCGGCAGAUUUAGGCUCGAACGCACUGCCCGGCGGCACUUCCCAGGCUGCGAUAAAUGAAGCUGUGGGCCUUUUUGAGCAAGCAAAUCAGAAGUGUCCAAACACUCCUAUUGUUGCUGGCGGCUACAGCCAAGGUACCGCCGUCAUCGCGGGAGCCAUUCCCAAGCUCUCUACUACGAUUCGCAAUCAAGUCAAGGGUGUCGUGCUCUUCGGCUACACACGAAAUGCCCAGAAUCGUGGUGGCAUUCCUGACUACCCUAGCGAGGACCUGGAGGUAUACUGUGCUACUGGUGAUCUUGUAUGCGUUGGGACGCUUACUAUCACUGCUGCCCACUUCUCUUACUCGGAUGAGGCCGCAGGUCCUGCGCCAAGGUUCUUGAUAGGCAAGAUUGAUGCGAACUGAGAUAAUCGUGAGGCGAAGCCGCAGGAGUUGAGUCGAAGCGAUCGAUAAGUCUUUUACGAACUUUUCGGAUAACAGUUAAUUUACAAAGUAAUUUCUAGGGUCUUCAA
Molecule: messenger RNA, 1149 nt
Organism: Alternaria rosae
Lineage: Eukaryota; Fungi; Ascomycota; Dothideomycetes; Pleosporales; Pleosporaceae
Product: cutinase
Exons: 3
Coding region: 344-1042 (232 amino acids)
Biological process (GO): carbohydrate catabolic process
Cellular component (GO): extracellular region
Molecular function (GO): cutinase activity
Source: RefSeq, a predicted model, not a curated record